Molecule: messenger RNA, 4692 nt
Organism: Macrosteles quadrilineatus (aster leafhopper)
Lineage: Eukaryota; Metazoa; Arthropoda; Insecta; Hemiptera; Cicadellidae
Exons: 17
Coding region: 107-4540 (1477 amino acids)
Biological process (GO): intrinsic apoptotic signaling pathway in response to endoplasmic reticulum stress; protein phosphorylation; IRE1-mediated unfolded protein response
Cellular component (GO): IRE1-TRAF2-ASK1 complex
Molecular function (GO): ATP binding; protein serine/threonine kinase activity; RNA endonuclease activity
Source: RefSeq, a predicted model, not a curated record
UACUUAGGUUUUGUUAAAUGGAUUACAAAAACUAAUAAUUUUAAAACUUAGUGGAAGGCUCGAGAAUUAGUAAUUUUGAGAUUCUAAUGUUACAUUAAAACCAAACAUGACUCGUCGCAAGAAGUCGAACAAAAUGUCGAAACGGUCGAAAGAAGAAGAGAAAGUUGAAGUUGUAAAAAAUGAAGAACCGAAACGAAGUGAGGACAUUUCUAAUAAAAUAAACUCGUAUUUUAAAACCGAAGAGAUUCAAGACAUUCGUGGACUUUUGAACACGGAGGAGUUGGGUGACCAUCAUUGUUUCGCUGGUGCUGUAGUCAUUGGAAAGUUUGAAGUUGUCAAAAGACUGUUGAGAGAAGGGCAUUCAAUUGACUUUUUUGAUGAGAACAGAGAAACAGCUGUGAUGCUGGCAGUAAGGCACUUCCGGUUGGAUAUGGUGGAUUUCCUGGUGACUCGCGGCGCUGAUAUCUCGCUGGUGGACGGAGAGGGAAACAAUGUCAUGCUGUUGGCAGCCAUCAACCCGUCGUGGGACCAGGACUCCUUUAGCGGUCUUUGGCAUAGCGUGAGGGACCACCCUCGUCUACGACCAGACCACGCCAACAAGGCUGGCUACCGCCUCAUACACUACAUCACCAGACGACAGUGGAAGGGAAUGUUGGAACAGCUGAUCGGUAUAUCAAUUGAUCUGGACUGCAAGACAAACAAAGGCGUUACUCCUCUGAUACUGGCAGCGUCACGAGGCGACACUUACGCUGUCAAGGCGUUGCUGAACGCGGGGGCUGACUUCACGCUGGAGGACCAGCAAAAGUGCACAGCUCUGUGUUACGCCAUUGCCUUUAGUCUUCAGAAGAACGUGCGGGAGCCCAACGGAGCACUUGAACUAAUCUUGGCUGCCGUCAACGAGGGACAUUCCAAAAUGACCCUGGAACAAUAUCUUAAGAGGAGAUUGGAAUUGCUCGUCAACCCUCCGAAAAACCGAGCAGAAUUCACCAAGGUUGUGACCAGUGUACUCGUCCAUGUUUUGAUCUUCUUUGCCCGUUACAUCUACAGCGGCAUGGAUCUUCUCAUGGAACUCUCUGUGUUUUCAAGAUUGCAAGAAGCGGUCGUGCAUCAUACAGACGACCCUGCGUACCUCGCUGCUGUUCUGUUGGUAGUCCUGGAGCUGAUUCGCCAUUGCGACUGCUGCUGUCAAGGACUUUCUCAGACUGAACUUGCCAACGCGUUCUUCUCUGCCGGCCUGGGGAAGUGUUUCUUGGACUUAUUGGUUAGGUAUGGUGCGGACAAAACUACAAUGAUCAAAUCCGUUUUCCAACCCCUCCUUUACCUGUGCACCAGCGAAAGCUACAAAGCCAGAACGUGGUUGGAGGGAAACUAUGUGCAUCUUCAGCCCUUUUACCACAAGUACAUGAGGUCUUUUCCUGUACUUUUCCAAGACACGUACGGUGACACACACGCUGAAAUCGAGAGACAGCACUCACUGUCAUUUCAAAGACUCAUGAAGGCAUUAAAAUCUGACGAGCGUAUUGUGACCGAAGAAGAACACCGGAAAGCUGCUCAAAAGACGAGAGAGGGGCAGAUCAGACUGGCCCGCUCGAUGUACUCAGUGGUGAAACCGAAAUCUACAAAUUUUACUAAAAUUCAAACAAGAGAGUGUCGAGAGGAGAAACUUAAUGUCGGCGUGAAAAGGAAAAGUUGCAAUCAAACACUGUACAAUUCUAUAAUACAGCACAAUUUUGGGAAACUAGAUUUAGCUCAAGCUAAACCACCUGCUCAGCCAAUUAAGGAACCAAAGGAUAUAUCUAUCUUCAAAAAAGAAGAGGUUAAAACUACAACUGAGGCAUCCAAUAAGAAAACAAAGAGAGUGAAGAAAUCUAGAAUAGCCAUAAAGGAAAUACGGGAAUACGUGUCACCGAGGUCGGAAAGUUCACAAGUACAAGAGUGUUCAGAGAGUUCAACAACAGUUGAUUCAUUAUCAGUUAAUUCUGUGAAAACUUCUCCAUCAAAUGAGGAGUUUCCAAUGAAAAAAUCUCCGUUAUUAGCGACAAAAGAGCGCUUCUCAGAAGGUUAUCAGCUGUUUCAACUGGACGAGCCGAUGGUAGUGUCGGACGAAGAAAGAAUGGCAAACACUUGUGAUUGGAUAGAAGCGUACACUGAGAAAGAUGAGGGUAAAGAAGUAUCAGAUGUGGAGGUAACAAGCACUUUGCAGUACCUGGAGGAGAUAUUCAAUAGGAUUUUGCAACGAUACGAUUCUACGUGGACGAAACAAUACAUGGAAGGUUAUUUAGGGGCUCAAGGAGACUCGAACGAUUUGACAAAACUUAUGUCUGUAUUGCCUGCUUUGGAGACCUACCACAUGAAGAAGCUGAUGAGCAAGUGGGACGGCUUCAUGAAACAGAUAAAAAAUAACGCUAGGAAAAACCACGUUGUGUAUGCAGCUCUGGUGUCUGAAAUGCAACUGUUUUUGUUAGAAUUUGAAGAUGAACUUGACAAAAGGGGAGUUAAAGUCUUGGAAGACGAUGAAUCCAGUUUGGAAAACGAUCUUGAUACUGAAUUUAUUCUACGGAAUAAAGAUUCCGAAGAUUUAAAUAUCCUAUCAAACGGAAAACCAGUGGAGUCAUUGUUAAAUAAAAACACUAAAGUUCAAGUUGAUUUGGAACUUAAAAAGGACACCAGUGCACAAGUAACACAGGAUGUAAAGUCAAAUGAAAACAAAACUGUCCACUUUGUUGAUAGUAUUUACAUAUCAGACAGUGACGAAGAGAGCGAUGGAGUCAGUGUUUGGGAAACAAAGACCGAAGAUAAAGUAGACAAACAACCUGAGACGGAUAAGGUGAUUGAUGGAGAAGGUAAAACAGAGCUAGACAAAGAAAUAGUCUGCACAAAGGAGGUGAAGGAUAAGAAAAUUAAUGUUAAAGUAGAAGAAGAGAAAGAAGAGAUGGUCACCGAAAUUCCAGUAUGUACGGAAAACACCAAUGAUGACAAAGUAGAAAGUUCUUUAAUUAAAAUUAACUUGGAAACAUCCAAAGAUAAUGACAUUUGUGAAACAUCACAAGUAUGUAACGUUAGUAAUAAAGAUUCGUUGGAAACAAUCGAAUCCAUUGCCCUCGAGGAUUCUAAGGAAGAAGAGAGCGCAAAGAUAGAUUCAGAAGACAUUGUUCUCCAAAAAAAGAAGCCUGAAGACAUUCAACCAGACUCUGAAGAAAAGACUCCACCCGGUUUUGAAAAAUCUGACCAGCUUGGUGUCUGCCUUGAAAAACUAGCCAGUUUACUAAAGUACUGUGGCCAGAAGUACGAGUCCCAGUGUCUUAGACUCAUUUCUCUUCCUGAUUGCAAGACUGAGUUUCUCGACGGAGGGAAUGUCAGGAUUUCUUCGUACGACUGUUCUCAGGAGUUUAAACUCUUCACCGGCUUCAACUUGGGCAACGUGGAGCUUGGACUGAGUGUAACAGGAAUGCCUAUAGCUGCGCGCAGAUUCCUGAAACUCGGCAACAAGUCAGUGAGCGAGAAGCUUUGUGAAUGUGUCAAAUCGCUGCUUCGUCUAGACCAUGUUUACAUUCUGCCGUACCUCGGAGUUUACGACACUCCUACUGCGGUCAUCACGUUGGUGCCUCUCUGUCGACAGGACCUGGGGCAGUAUUUGAUCCAGAUCAGAUCGGUGUUGACGCAACACACAAACUCCGCACAAACGAUCAAUCCUUACCUCGUCCUUCUGUCAUGUCAGUUGAUGGAAGGUCUUCACUAUCUUCACACCAAGAACAUUGUCCACGGAAACUUAAAGCCCUCCAACAUCAUGGUGGAUGCCAACGGAACGAUAAGAUUGGCAGAGUUUGGACUCCAACAGGUUCUGUUUCAACAAUGCAGCCCAAAUUUCUCCUCUCAGAUCUGGUGGGCCAGAGAAUGCCAAACCAUCUACUUCACUACAUGGAAGUACAUUUGCACGGAGCUUUCAGACAUACAGACAGCUGGAAUGCUUCUUCAUUUCAUCAUGACGGUGGGGAUCCACCCUUACGGCUGUACCGUGAAAGACAUCAUGGACAACAUGAGAAACAACGUGAUCCAAAUUCGAACUGAGGACGUUGUCACUUCGGACCUUGUUUGCUGGAUGUUGUGUUCGGAAGCGUACAAGAGACCAUCGACAACGGAUGUGCUCAGACAUGUGUUCUUCUGGGACACCAACAAGCGGUGGAAUUUUCUACGGACUUGCUGUGGAAAAGAGAGUGAUUCUUCCACUUUCGAUAUCGUCCAGAUGCACAAGGAUUUAGACAUACUCAGCGAACUGCGGGACAUUCACAGUAAAUGGAUCACGGUGCUGCAGCAAUACGUCGAACUGAAGACCGGCUGCAAUCAGUUUGCUGACACUCCAAGCGGUUUGUUGAAGUUCCUCAAAGAAAAUAUUGACAAUUUGUCGGAAGUCAAGGAACUCUUCUUGAAAGUAUUUGCCUACAUGCCUCUCAAUCUAUACCGAAUGUUGGAACAGACAGACUGGAUAAAACAUCCUGUUCUCGAGCCGUUCACUAAAGUCGAACUUCUCUCAAAGCCGUAACGAUUCAUUAUUGGUAACAUUCAAUCAAAUGCAAAACGUUCACAUUGAACUGCACAAUUCGCUAUUGAUUUCAAAAUUCACAAUGCACUUCAUCUAAACACGGUGUAAAUAUACUUCCAAUUGUGUAAAUAAAACUAAAAUUGUGAUAAAUA